This is a messenger RNA of Rhododendron vialii, 1241 nucleotides long. Its product is annotated as psbP-like protein 1, chloroplastic. The transcript is spliced from 10 exons. Gene Ontology annotation, cellular component: photosystem II oxygen evolving complex; photosystem II; extrinsic component of membrane. Gene Ontology annotation, molecular function: calcium ion binding. Gene Ontology annotation, biological process: photosynthesis. The record is from RefSeq and is a predicted model, not a curated record. NCBI's taxonomy places the organism in Eukaryota, Viridiplantae, Streptophyta, Magnoliopsida, Ericales, Ericaceae. Bases 299 to 1072 code for a protein of 257 amino acids.
CACUGGUAAAGAAAGAUAAGAAGAAGAAACCCAACGGCUUCUUCCAUUCGGCCCAUUUCCCCUCUCAACUAACGGCCGGAGACCCAAUUCUGAACGGAGAACUCCGCCGCCGACGACCCAAGAAAGCUUAAGCUUUUGGGACAAUUGGUACGUCCAUGAGAGCUCCGGUUGAUAGAGGUCUUCGGUUCAAGUAUCUUCGUUUGUGCUUCUCCCCUUUGUAUUCUGUUUCACUCUAUCUACUGGUGUUUACAUCUCAACGUACAUGAAGGGUUACACAUGAGGUGCAAAGCUUUUGAAAAUGGUGUCUUUGCAACAUUCACCUUCAAUCCAUCAGACAUGGUUGUCAAAUGCAUCUACUCAGAUGGAUAUCAUGACUCGGCUAGGAAUGUACAGGAAUGGUCUUUUUGCAAGAGGCGUUUCCUUUCUCGUAAGGGCAGAGCAAAUAUCUGUUGCUUCAACUUCAUCUCAUCAAGAUUAUUUUCUCACCGAUAGGCGUGGGAGGCGUCAACUGCUGGCCUUGGGAACAACACUUGCACCUUGGGUUUUGCUAUCUCAACAGAAAUAUGCGUCAUUUGCUGCAGAAAAUAAAAAAGGAUUCCUGCCUGUGACGGACAAGAAGGAUGGAUACUCAUUUCUCUAUCCUUUUGGUUGGCAGGAAGUAGUCGUUGAAGGACAAGACAAGGUAUUCAAAGAUGUGAUUGAACCGCUAGAGAAUGUCAGCGUAACAAUGUUUCCAACCAGCAAACAGGACAUUCGAGACCUUGGGUCUCCACCAGAGGUUGCUGAAACUCUAAUUAAAAAAGUUCUAGCCCCCCCUACCCAGAAAACUAAGCUUGUUCAGGCAACAGAGGUUUGGUAUCUAUGUCAUUUGCAUGAUGCAGAUGGGAAAGCUUAUUACACAUUUGAAUUUAUUGCUCAAGCUCCAACAUAUACGCGCCAUGCUCUCAGUACCAUCUGUAUUGGCAAUGGGAAGUUCUACACUUUGACAACGGGGGCCAACGAGAGGAGGUGGGGGAAGAUGAAAGACAAAUUGCAAACCGUUGUUGAUUCCUUCCAAAUUGUUAACCUCUGAGUUAGUGCCCAUAUUCUGCUUUUCCAUGCAAAUUGUACAAGGUGAUGUUCUGUUUCCUAGUAAAUGUUUCACACGAUUUCUUAUGCUUGGGGUCAUCGAAUCUAUGCAGAUACUAGCAUUUCUUGCAUUCAAAAAUCUUCAAUAUACUAUCUUCUGAGUUAGUUUUAAA